Marmota flaviventris (yellow-bellied marmot) is the source of this 4260-nucleotide messenger RNA. It is a transcript of the gene Arhgap11a, whose product is annotated as Rho GTPase activating protein 11A. Gene Ontology annotation, biological process: signal transduction. Gene Ontology annotation, molecular function: GTPase activator activity. Lineage: Eukaryota; Metazoa; Chordata; Mammalia; Rodentia; Sciuridae. The record is from RefSeq and is a predicted model, not a curated record.
AGAGUGAAGUUUGGAGGAAAGGGGAUCAUUGCAAGUGACCGGAAGUGGUGAGAAGCUGAAAAUAGGCGUUGGUGCAAGGAACUGAAAGGAUCAAGGGAGAAAGAAGGGAGGUCCGUGUAAGUAGCGGAAAGGAUUUGGUAUUUAGAAAGAAGGUAGGUGUAAGUGAAAGAAGAGUGAAGUGUGGCUGGAUCAAGAGGCCAGUUGAAGAGAGUUUGUGUAAGUGGAUAGAGGAUCGAGGAAAAGCCGUGGAAGUGGCCGGGGCCCAGGGCUGGAGGAGUGCCAAAGGUGGCCGGAAGGCUGCGGAGCGGAGCUCAAACCUGAGAGUGUUUGGAAAUUGGAAGACUUGGUGGCGAACGAGAAUCAGGAACCUGCCUCAAAGAGUGGGCGACGUAUCCGGGAUGUGGGAUAAGAGGCUGGUCAGAUUGGCCUUGUUGCAGCAGCUUCGGGCUGUUUACGGCAUUAAGGUCAAGGGUGGACGUGGGCAGUGUGAGCGCAGGAGACAAGAAACAGCAGCCACGGAAGUAGGGGGUAAAAUAUUUGGAGUACCUUUUAAUGCAUUGCCCCAUUCCGUUGUACCAGAAUAUGGACACAUUCCAAGCUUUCUUGUUGAUGCCUGCACAUCUUUACAAGAGCAUAUUCAGACAGAAGGACUUUUUAGGAAAUCGGGAUCUGUUAUUCGUCUCAAGGCACUAAAGAAUAAACUGGAUCAUGGUGAAGGUUGCCUGUCUUCUGCACUUCCUUGUGACAUUGCAGGACUUCUUAAGCAAUUCUUUAGGGAAUUGCCAGAGCCAGUUCUCCCUGUUGAUUUGCAUGAAGCGCUUUUCAAAGCUCAACAGUUAGGAACAGAGGAGAAGAAUAAAGCUACACUGUUGCUCUCCUGUCUUAUGGCUGAUCAUACAAUUGAUAUAUUAAGAUACUUCUUUAACUUUCUCAGGAAUGUUUCUCUAAGAUCCAGGGAGAAUAAGAUGGAUAGUAGCAAUCUGGCAGUAAUAUUUGCACCAAAUCUUCUCCAGACAAGUGAAGGACAUGAAAAGAUGUCUGCUAACACAGAAAAAAGACUGAGAUUGCAGGCUGCAGUAGUACAAACCCUUAUUGACUAUGCAUCAGAUAUUGGGCGUGUACCAGGUUUUAUCCUGGAAAAGAUACCAGCUAUGUUGGGCAUUGAUGGUCUCUGUGCUACUCCAUCACUGGAAGGCUUUGAAGAGGGUGAAUAUGAAACUCCUGGUGAAUAUAAGAAAAGGCGAAGACAAAGUGUUGGAAAUUUUGUUAAUGGAGCACUGAAUAAAUUGAAAUCUAACAGAACACCCUGUAUUACCCCUCAGCAGGAUAGAACUGCUCAACUGUCUGUAUCACCAGUGAUUCUUACACCAAAUGCUAAGCGUAAACUGCCAGUAGAUUCUUCUCAUGGUUUCUCAAGUAAGAAAAGGAAGUCCAUCAAACACAAUUUUAACUUUGAUCUGUUGCCAAAUAAUCUCUUCAAUGGCAGUUCCACACCAGUACCAGUUCACUUUGAUGCAAGCCCAGAAGUGUCAUCUCAGAGUUCACUCUCUCCCAUAGCCAUCAGUGGAAACCAUUUGACCAGCACAGAUGUGCUAAGGCGAAGUAAAAGGAUUGCAGGCAAAAAAGUCUGCAGGGUGGAAUCAGGAAAAGCAGGCUGCUUCUCUCCUAAAAUCAGCCGUAAAGAAAAGGUUAGAAGAUCUCUUCGUUUGAAAUUUAGUCUGGGGAAAAAUAGCAGAGAUGGAAAUGGAUGUUCUGGUGUCAAUAGAUAUGAAAAUGUUGGUCGGAGACUUGCAAAUCAACAAAAUUUAGAAAAUAGGAUUGAAUCUGUAAAAACAGGCCUACUUUUUAGCCCAGAUAUAGAUGAAAGAUUACCAAAGAAAGGUUCAAAAAAGAUCAGUAAGUCUGAGGAAAACUUAUUAACUCCUGAGCGACUAAAUGAAACAAAUUACCGGAUGUCUUGGACAGGACCUAGUAAUUCAAGUUUUCAAGAAAUGGAUGCAAAUGAAGCUUCUCCAAUAAUGGGAAAUCUUGAGGUGGGAAACUUUUCUUUGGAACCUGAUAUAACUGUUGAGAAGUCACCUGCUACAUCAUGUGAACUUAGCCCUUCCACUUUACACAGCAAGCCUAACAGCAGUGUAAUAGGAAGCUCCCUUAGUGGGGAUGAAAAUAACUUGACCUCAGAGACUCUGGUGAAGAUUCAGAAAGCAUUUUCUGAGUCUGGAAGUAAUCUUCAUGAAUUGAUAAAUCAUAGGCAGUCAUCAGUUACUAAUGUGGGGAAAGAAAAAUUAAGUGAAACAUCUGAUAUACAGUAUAGUCCAGAGAAAAAUCUAUUUAAAACUAAUGAUUUGACUGUGAGAGAAUCAGUAGAAAAGUAUGAAAACCACACUGGUAAAGACGAAAAUUGUUUUUCAGAAAUAGACCUCUCACCAUAUCAAACUCAAAAAUUUGGUAGGGAAGCAUCUGUAAAAUGUUACUCAACAGAGAUAAAGGUAGAACAUGAAAAAGACAUUCAUUCAAAAGAUUACUUAAAUGAGCAAAAAUUCCCUAAUGAUGAACAAAUUAAGGAGCAGUGGUACCCACCAAAUAAACUAAAUACUAAAUCAAAGGAGAAUGAGAACAUGAUCAAAGAGAACUUAGUGAAAUGUACAGCUUCUAGGGAAGAAGAGGAUAAAUCCUCUUUCUCACAGCAGAGUACUUGUCAUAUAACAGCCCUUUCUAAACCCAGGCCUAUGAGAAUUGCUAAACAACGAUCACUUGUAGAAAAAUGUGAUAAAACGGUUUCUGAAAGUUUACAAAUGACAGAGCAUGGAAAAGUUUCAGAUCACAUACAGUGGUUUAAUAAACUUUCUUUAAAUGAACCAAGUAGAAUAAAAGUGAAGUCACCUCUUAAGUUUCAGCGCACUCCAGUCCGUCAGUCUGUCAGAAGAAUUAAUUCUUUGUUGGAAUAUGACAGACAACCUAAACAGCAGAAGUUGGCAAGUCUUGGUGAUGUUGCUUCUCCCCUGGUUAAAUCAGUGAGCUGUGACAGUGCUCUUCCCUCUUGUACAGAAAGUACGUCAAAAGAUUCCUCUAUUUCACAUAUGAAGUCAGUUCCUAAAGAUCAGAGGUCUACAUUACGUGAACAGUCUGUCAUUGGUGAAAUUUCAAAAUCAAGCGUGGAGUUAACCUCUACAUCUUCCUUAAAGAAGAAGAGGCACCCAGGUUCUGUGAAUGCUUCUCUUGGGUCUACUAGAGUUUGCAAGCAGGAGGUGACAUCGGAUGGCCAUAUUAAGGUUCCCUUUGAUGACCUGACUAAUCAUAAUAUAUUAAAAUCUGUUGUAAAUAACAAUGUGGGUUUUUCUCCUGGGAUAAAAAAUAAGGUCCUUAGGAAACCAUCAGAAAGAGAAAGGGUCUGGUACAAAGGUUCUCCAAAAAAUCCUAUUGGAAAGACUCAACUACUACCAACAAGUAAACCUGUAGAUUUGUAAUUGGCAAAUGUUAUACUUGACAUUAAUGUAAAUAAAAUUAGCAAUUGAUUAUGUGACUUGUAGGAUAAUCUACAUAUUAGUUUGUAGCUCAGGAGUAUUGUUAAGCAGUAGGUUUUCUCAAACAUUUUAAUUUCACAACAUAACAACUUGGAUUUUUAUACUUGUACAUGUGACUACUAUGUUUUUCUUAAUUGUAGCAGUAUUUAAACUUUAAUUUUGUUGUGAUCUCUUUGAAACUUACUGUUUUAAAGAAAUUGUUGCUUGGAUUUAGAAAAAAUUAAUUUUUGAAAAUUGCAUGAUUUUUAUUUUGUAUGUGUGAUGGGAAGAGUGAAACAAGUUGUGUCUAUUUUUUUGUUAUUCAAGUCAGAUAAGGUUUCUAUUAAAAAAAAAAAUCUGUACUAUGGAAAGGGAAGGGGUAAGCCCCACAAAUCUUUUGUCUUGAAUUAUAUUUAUGGUUAUUGUCUUUACCUAAAUUCCUGGAAAUCCAUUUACUUCACUCUGGUAUCUUGAUACUUUAUUCCUAUUUUGGGGCAGAUUCAUCUGGUUUAUGUAUCUCCUGUAAAUAUACAGUUGUGUUCAAUGAUGGCUAAAGCAGAAUGAUGACUAACCUGUGCUCACACAUUAUUUUUAGGCCAUACUCUGUUUCUAAAAGUAAUUUGCACAAAUGCAUUUGUAUCUGUUUUGUCCAAUAUAGAAUUGGAAAUUAUUUAAGGAGGAUAAUUGAACUUGAAAAUUUAAUCAAGAUGAUUUUUUAAAUAUUGCAGAUGCUGGAUUUUAGAAUUUGAAUAGUAGA